GCCCACGGGCCCCUGACUGGCUGGAGCCGGUGGCGGUGACGCCAUCUCCCGGCGACGCGCUGGCGCCGAGGCGCCAUGCCGGGCCGCCGGUCCUCUAGAGAGAAGAAGCGGCGCCGCUCUCGCUCUUGCUGCCCGGAACCCGCCGUGGCCGCGGGGGGCGGUGACAGGAAGCGGCGCAGCACCGAGGCCGGCCGCGGCCUCCCCGAGGAGAGAAAAUGCAUUGUGCCCCUGGCAGAAAAAGAGGAAGUAGGUGAAGAGCCCAGUGACAUAGAAGAAGGUGGCCUAGAUCUCACUGUGGCACUCAAACCAGUUAGUUUCUACAUUGCAGACAAAAAAGAAAUGCUUCAACAGUGCUUCUGUGUCAUAGGGGAAAAGAAAUUGCAGAAGAUGCUGCCUGAUAUAUUAAAGAACUGUUCAAUGGAAGAAAUCAAAAGACUUUGUCUGGAACAGUUAGAGCUUUUAUCUGAGAAAAAAUUGCUGAAGAUUCUCGAGGGUGAGAAUGGGACUGACUCUGAUACUGAUGAAGAUGCAGAUGAAGCAGACAAGACUGGAGUUGAAUCACUCAGUCAACAAGACAACAGCAUAGAUUCUACUUCUUAUCUGAAGGAAGACAACAAGCUGGAAAGUCUGGAAUCAAAACAAGCCAAAGGAGAAGAUAGUGAUGUCCUCAGUAUAAAUGCAGAUGCAUACGAUAGUGACAUAGAAGGCCCAUGCAAUGAAGAGGAGAGUCCACAUGUGCCAGAAAGUGCUGUCAGAAGUGGAGCUGGGCAGAUAGAUGACCUUCAGAAGGACAUUGAGAAAAGUGUGAAUGAGAUACUGGGGUUGGCAGAAUCCAGCCCAAAGGAGUCUAAAACAGCAUCCUUGGCCGUUCCUCCAUCAGAAGAUGUUCAGCCAUCAGCACAGCAGCUGGAGCUUCUGGAGCUUGAGAUGAGGGCCAGAGCUAUUAAGGCCCUGAUGAAAGCUGGCGAUGUAAAAAAAUAGCCUUAAGCAGUUGAAGGACAGAAAUGGAUGGGAAAGGGAGAAUGAACCGGAUCAAUUUAGUACACAGACUUCUGCCUAAAAAGUGGUCUGCCAGUGGCUUUACAAUUUUAUGUUGUCGUGGAACCUAGGAUUUCUUUGUAUUUAGGGCAGCAAAGGCAGGUAAUGGUAAAAGGGCAGUUGGUAAGACUUAUCCUUGCGGUCUGGGAUUCCUAGUUUGUGAAGUCGCAUAAUAUUGGAAUUGCUUUACUGUAAAUGUUUUGUGUUGUUCAGGUAUACCUCCCAUCAUUAAGUUUUGGGAUGAGAUGCAUCCCAAAGCUUCUCUCGUUCUUUGGAGUCUCAGAAUAGCAGAGAAUCUCUAUGCCUGAAGAAGAGUGAUUGCACCCAAAAAGCUUGCUAAGAACUUUUUUUUCCAAGUACUCACUUGGUCUAAUAAAAGAUAUUGCAUCUACUCAAAGAAGCUUGCCUCCCAUCAUUUAGGCACUGGUUACUUCACUCUGGCUUGCAAUGGACUGGACAGUUUCACCUGUAGGCAACAUUGUCAUUUAUACAACUCCAAUCUCAUAUGCUUUGUAGGACAAUACUGUUAUAAUUUACAGAAAGAACUGACCCUUAGCACUUGCCUCUGUCACUCUUUCAUUUCUAAUUUCAUUUGUUAGCUCUUCCUACCAUCCACCUUAUUGUAGUUUAGUGCCUGUAAAAGCCCAAGUAAUAAUAAUAAAAAACACUUAAUCUUAAGAGUGGAGGAAAAAUGAACCACACUUUAAUAACUAGUUGAUACAAGAACUGUUCAUUGAAUUUACACCCUCCCUUCGCUGCUGGAAUUCCCCAAACACUGUGCUUUCUUCAGCAAUUCCUCCUCACUCCAGGCGAAGUGCUAGAGUUGCCUGCUGCAACCCUCCCAUGUAUUUCUUUCAGGUCACUAAGCAGUGAAAGCUAAUGUCACGCAGCAACCUUUUUUCCCCAAAGGACAUAAUUUAGAGGAGCUCUGCAAAGCUCAAGUUAAACCGAGUUAAGCUCAAAGCUUACAUGUUGAAUGCCACCGCUGACCUGGUUGGCGGAGACCCCCAUAAACAAUAUUUUUAUGAAUUUAGUAGCGUUAAGUUACUAAUGAAUUCUGGGUUCUAUACAAACCAGUACUGCGAGGCAGUAACUUUUUUUUUAAUGGUAAAUUAAAACAGACUACUCUGAAUACUCCAUCUUUCUGGUUAUUGAAGGCAAGUAGCACUGACUUGAAUUCAGCUCCACCUUUCUACUGACCUUUUGGAUUUCAGGCUUUAGCAUGUGGCAUUGAUACUGUAAUGUCAAAGAGUUUAUUUUGAGGUCAACAUGCAGAAAUUCCACAUUCUGAAAUUUUUUUUUUUAAUAUGUGGUAUAGUGGAGAUAAAAAAGGCUUACUAUGCAUGUGACAAAGAAGGUAAGUAAUUGAACUUGAAAAGAAGCAGGGUUCUAGGAAAACUAAAUAGAGAUGUUUGCAAAUAAGUAAUUGUUUUAUAAUUGUAUUCUGUAUUAUAAAAAGGGCUGCAUGUGACUGAUUACUCAGGUGCUAAUUCAUUUUUGGGAUACUGAACUAUUGCUAUUUAGACUUGGAAUAUAUCAGCUACAUUACCCAGGCCCCUGCAUUGAUUCAUACCCUAUUUGUUUGCUGUACAAUUAAACUAUUCAGUGCAUUUUAAAUGGUUACUAGACUCCUAUUUUACAGUUUUACUUUUAAAUGUCUCCCUGGUUUGUUUGUUUGCUUUUUUCUUUUUAAAAAUUAUUUUAGUAAUUCGCUUUGGAGGAAGAGGCAAUUUCUAUGUAAAAUAUAGUCCUGAAUUAUUUAUGAAAUCUUAAAAUAA
Molecule: messenger RNA, 2816 nt
Organism: Alligator sinensis (Chinese alligator)
Lineage: Eukaryota; Metazoa; Chordata; Crocodylia; Alligatoridae
Gene: CAAP1
Product: caspase activity and apoptosis inhibitor 1
Exons: 7
Coding region: 76-981 (301 amino acids)
Source: RefSeq, a predicted model, not a curated record